UCCUGUUUGUUUGCUUUUCUCCUACUACUGUGUAAUUGUGCCUUCGCUCGCCCUCUGUGGUCCUUUACGAGACUCUCGACUUUUUUCUUCCAUACUCCUUUCUCAAAAGGAGAAAGAAACUCGUGGGGAGUGACCGUCCCUCCCUCUUCUUUCUCUUCUCCUGGCCCCAAACCAGAAGCAAGAGCUGUCAGGUCUAAGGAAAGGCAAAAACUACUGAAGAAUGGACAGUGAGGUACAGAGGGAUGGAAGAAUUCUGGAUUUGAUUGAUGAUGCUUGGAGAGAAGAUAAGCUGCCCUAUGAAGAUGUUGCAAUACCACUGAAUGAGCUUCCUGAACCAGAACAAGACAAUGGUGGCACAACGGAAUCUGUCAAAGAACAAGAAAUGAAGUGGACUGACUUAGCUUUGCAGUAUCUACAUGAAAACAUUCCCCCAGCAGGAAAUUAAGUGUUUAUCUUUCAUGGACAGAUGAUUUUAUGAUCAAAAUGUUUUCUUAUAGAUCCCCAACUAAAGCUGUGAGCCACCACUUUAAACAACUGAUUCUUGUCAGCAAAGUCAUCUGAAAAUAUUUAUUCAUGAAGAGAUAACUAAUAGCAAUUGCUUAAUAUUAGAGAAUUUUAACAAAUAUUUAGCUCCAUGGGCCUAAAUCUCUUCAUUAACUUGUCUUAAACUUAAAACAUUCACCUAUAACUUUGGUUUUGAUCCUGCUACAGUUUAAUUUACCUUUAUAUCUUCUUCAACAGUAGAGUCAAAUGAGAAAGAUGAAACAGGUAACUGAAAAAACUAUGUCAAUUUACUGUACUUUGCCUUGCUUCUCUGCUUAAUGCCAUAAGACAAAUGGCCUUAGGUAUGAAAAGCUGAUGAGUCUAUGUUGCAAACCUACAUUAGAAGAAGGGAAUACAAUUUUAUAGUAUUACCUCAAGUGUAAAAUUAGCUAGAUAGGGUACUGCCUCUGCUUUAGUCAUGUAUUCUGAGUUAAAGUGUUUAGAAUAUCAAUGUCAUUAAUAUGGAAAUAACUUAUUCACAAA
Gracilinanus agilis (Agile Gracile Mouse Opossum) is the source of this 1026-nucleotide messenger RNA. It is a transcript of the gene ANAPC13, whose product is annotated as anaphase promoting complex subunit 13. Gene Ontology annotation, biological process: protein K11-linked ubiquitination. Gene Ontology annotation, cellular component: anaphase-promoting complex. NCBI's taxonomy places the organism in Eukaryota, Metazoa, Chordata, Mammalia, Didelphimorphia, Didelphidae. The record is from RefSeq and is a predicted model, not a curated record. The transcript has 3 exons. The coding region runs from base 221 to 445 and encodes 74 amino acids.